UUUUGAAAAAUUUUCACCAUGGAAUACAAUUGCCAAGAAGACUCAAAGAGCUCAAGUGAAGAAAGUGAUCGAUCUGUGCAAAAUGAUGAUAUGGGCACUGGCAGAUCCUAUGAGUGUGUGUAUUGCAAGAGAGGGUUCACUACAGCACAAGCCUUGGGUGGUCACAUGAAUAUUCAUAGGAAGGAUAGAGUCAAAACAAGGCCUAGUUCAGUUCCUUCAGUCUCAAGCAAAGCUGAUGAAAACUAUGUGAAUCUUAGAUCAUACACAUCAAUUCAAAGCUAUCCACCACAUUAUAAUUCUACAGUUCCUGAGGUACAAGUAAGUUCUCAAGUAACUUUUCCGGUAUCUGCAUGGCAUAUGAGACCCCCACAUACACAACAUACUGAUCAUGUACAAAAUAAUCCACUGCAUCCAAAUCUGUUUGAAGAGGACUGGCGAAGAAGUCUAAGCUUGCAAGUUGGACCAACCCAUGUAGUAGUGGAACAUGAUAGAGAGAAAAGAAGAGAAGAUGGCAGUGAAGAAGAUGAUGAAUUGGACUUGGAGCUUCGACUUGGUCAUUAUCCAUAGUAUUUUAUUGAGAUUCGAUAAAGAGCUUUUAUGGAGUAUAUUAUAUCUUGCGUUGUACAGCUCUGGAAUAUACCUUACAUAUAUUUCAGAAUUUUCAUUCCUUGGAAAAUGGGGGAGAAGUUAUUAAUCGUAUUUCUCCACUCUAAAUAUAUACGUUACUAUGUGAUUGGAGGCUUACCAUUUUGGCAAUUGAUUGGAAGGCAUGC
Molecule: messenger RNA, 773 nt
Organism: Quercus lobata
Lineage: Eukaryota; Viridiplantae; Streptophyta; Magnoliopsida; Fagales; Fagaceae
Product: transcriptional regulator SUPERMAN-like
Exons: 1
Coding region: 19-567 (182 amino acids)
Source: RefSeq, a predicted model, not a curated record